Messenger RNA from Physcomitrium patens, 1113 nucleotides. The record is from RefSeq and is a predicted model, not a curated record. Lineage: Eukaryota; Viridiplantae; Streptophyta; Bryopsida; Funariales; Funariaceae.
CAUUUCGGGGAACUAUUGCAGGGAAGAACGUCGCUGUUGUUGUGGAGAAGAGGAUAUGCGUGGAUGUAGAUUUUGUUGCCGAAGUCAAGGGCAUCUGUAAUCUACACCAUUCUAAUCUUAUAAGGCUCAUUGGAGGUUGCAUGAGUGGGGAUCAAUUGUACCUUGUAUACGACCACAUCUCUGGUGGAAAUUUGCGUCAGUGUUUGCAUAGCGUCAACGCCCCAGGUUUUACCACCCUUAACUCCUGGAAAGUCAGGCUUCGCAUUGCACUUGACGUAGCCAAGGGUCUCGAGUAUCUCCAUGAACAUGCUUCCCCGCCUUUUGUGCACAAAGACAUCAAGAGCACCCGUAUUAUCUUGGACAAUGACCUUCACCCUAGGAUUUCUAGUGUUGGAGUGUCAAGGGUUCGAGGAGAAGCGGCGGUAGAGCUUGGGACAUUGCUUAAUGCAGCUAGCGGGGACGAGGUCAUGAUUGAUGAAAACUCUAUUCCUAGAUCACAGCAGCAGAAAAUGAUACUUGGCCGCCCUUCAGGAAGAAGUCUACGACGUUCGCGCAGCAUCAAGAUUAGGGGAACACACGGUUACAUGGCUCCUGAGUACACCCUCAGCGGCGAGGUUACUCCAAAGCUUGCUGUUUAUGCUUUCGGCGUUGUUUUGUUAGAAUUGUUGUCUGGAGAAGAAGCUGUAAAGAUGCAGCACAAUCCAGGAGAGUCAAUAAUGAAGAAAACCGUGUUAUCUGAUGUAAUAGCUGUCAUUUUUUUGGACUCUGAACCUAGAGCUAGGGUUAGAGCAUGGAUAGACCCGCAGCUGGGAGAUUCAUUUCCUUUGGAUUGUGCAUUUAGGGCUGCGUUUGUGGCCAGAAAAUGUGUGGAGGCAAAUCCUCAUGACAGGCCACCAAUGCGUAAAGUGGCCCUUAGUCUUGAACAAAUAUACACGGCCUCGAAGGAAUGGGAGGAGAACAUGUUGGCAUCUAAGAGCUUAAUGACGUCCGCACUUACUGGUUGAUGAGUCUCAUGAAAUAUAGACCUUGACUUCACAUUUUCACCAGGGAUACUCUUCCCUUACCAAGUGUAUCAUAAAUUUAAUUAUUCUCAGUUUUUAUCUUCGUACCCUA